AUUCCUGAUGAAUAUGAAAUCGAAACAACUUUAUCAGGAUUAUCUGUAAGGUGUAAAACUAAAUAUCAACAAACUGGUAUUGUUAGUUAUACAAUUAGUUGGAUAAAUCUUUGUGGAAAUAUG
This is a messenger RNA of Dentiscutata heterogama, 123 nucleotides long. NCBI's taxonomy places the organism in Eukaryota, Fungi, Glomeromycota, Glomeromycetes, Diversisporales, Gigasporaceae. The record is from the annotation of a GenBank genome assembly.